Molecule: messenger RNA, 609 nt
Organism: Melampsora larici-populina 98AG31
Lineage: Eukaryota; Fungi; Basidiomycota; Pucciniomycetes; Pucciniales; Melampsoraceae
Exons: 4
Biological process (GO): mRNA splicing, via spliceosome
Cellular component (GO): U1 snRNP; precatalytic spliceosome; U2-type prespliceosome
Molecular function (GO): mRNA binding; U1 snRNA binding
Source: RefSeq, a predicted model, not a curated record
AUGGUCGGAACCCAUCUCUUACCACCCAACCUACUCAAACUUUUCGCUCCACGUGCUCCCUUACCAUAUUGUAAACCAUUAGGAAGAGAUCCAGAUGUAUCGAUUCAUAAAAAACAUAUCACAUGUGUUUCUCCAUUACUAGAUCAACUUAAACUGGAUGCAGCUACGAUCAAUGAAGAUGAAACUUUAACCGAUUCUAUGCAAGUUCAAUUCGAACGUCGUCAAGAAGAUCGAAUCAAAAGGAAAGAAGAAAAAGCUUCACGACAAGAAACUUGUGGGUAUGACCCUAAAGAAGAUCCUAACGCAACUGGUGAUCCAUAUAGGACAUUAUUCAUCUCUCGAUUAUCAUUCGAAGCCACCGAAUCCGAUCUUAAAAAAGAAUUCGAUAUGUAUGGACCGAUCGAAAAACUUUUAAUCGUGAAAAAUAAACUUACAGGAAAGUCUCGAGGAUACGCUUUUAUACUCUUUGAAAGAGAAAAAGAUAUGAAGGCUGCCUACAAGGAUGCAGAAGGAUUGAAGAUCAAGGGUCGAAGGAUUCUCGUUGAUGUGGAACGGGGUCGGACCGUGAAGGGAUGGAAGCCACGUCGACUAGGUGGAGGUCUGGGAGGA